ACACAUAGACCGGGGCCGCGCAGAAGCUCACCGGGAACGCGAAGCAGGAGCAGAUCAGACAGCAGGUCGGUCGGUGAGCGGAGAGACGCACGAAGUCCUGGCGAUAAAACAGCAGACCUGAACCUUUGGUUUGUGAGGCGGCUUUUUCUUCUCCUGUGGACUAACGUUACGGGAAGUUUUAUUCAACAGUGCGGACCUACGGAAAGGCUGUCCACCAUGUCGGGGAGCAGGGAGGAGGAGAGGAGGAAACUGGCCGACAUCAUCAACCACUGGAACGCCAACCGGCUCGACCUGUUCGAGAUCAGCCGGCCCACAGAGGACCUGGAGUUCCAUGGCGUGAUGAGGUUCUACUUCCAGGACCGGGUCGCCGGUAACUUUGCUACCAAGUGCAUCAGAGUAUCCAGCACAGCGACAACGCAGGACGUCAUUGAAACGUUAGCAGAGAAGUUCAGACCAGACAUGAGGAUGCUGUCCUCACCAAAAUACUCCUUGUACGAGGUCCAUGUCAGUGGCGAAGAGCGUCAGCUGGAUCUGGACGAGAAGCCUCUUGUUGUGCAGCUGAACUGGAACAAAGACGACAGAGAAGGACGCUUUGUCCUGAAGAAUGAGAACGACAUCCUGCCCAAGAAGAGUCAGAGUAAUGGGCCCGAGAAGGAGAAGGACGGUGUGAUACAGAACUUCAAGAGGACUCUGUCCAAGAAGGAGAAGAAGAAGGAAAAGAAGAGGGAGAAGGAAUUCGCCAGAAUCCCUGAUGGAGACGAUCAGACACUGAGUCGCGAGGACGGAGAUAACCUGGCAGCAGAGGUUUAUAAAGACAUGCCGGAGACCAGCUUUACCAGGACGAUCUCCAACCCAGAGGUGGUGAUGAAGAGGAGACGCCAGCAGAAACUGGAGAAACGCAUGCAGGAGUUCAUGAGCAGCGAUGGGAGGCCAGACUCAGGAGGCACUUUGAGGAUAUACGCUGACAGUCUGAAGCCCAAUAUCCCGUAUAAAACCAUCCUCCUCUCCACGAGGGACACAGCUGACUUUGCUGUGGUGGAGGCUCUGGAGAAGUAUGGACUAGAGAAGGAGAACCCCAAAGAGUACUGCAUUGCUCGGCAAGAUGAUAAGUCGGGCAAGGAGGUGAUUCUGGACGAUUAUGAGUGUCCACUGCAGAUCUUCAGGGACUGGCCUGCUGAUAGAGGGGCAUUAGUGUUCCAGUUGAAGAAGAGACCUCCGGACUACCAGGGGAGGAAGGGAAGGAAAGGGGAUGACAAGGGCCUCAGAGGGAAGGACAGCUCGCUGCCUCCUGAGAAACUGCCUUAUCUAGUGGAGCUGAGCCCAGGGCGAGGGAAUCACUAUGCCUACUACGCCUAUCGGCACCACGAAGACGGCUCAGACUCUCGGGACAAACCCAAGCUGUACCGGCUUCAGCACAGCAUCACUGAGGUCGGCUCAGACUGCACAGACGACGGAGCCAUCCAGCUGCUCGGUCCGGGGAUUCUGCCCCACCACUGCAACCUCAUGCACAGCGAAGGCAUGGUGACAGUGACGCCGCACGGCCCUGACGCAGACACGUUUGUAGACGGGCAGCGCAUUAUCGAGACGACGAUGUUGCGUUCUGGCUCCACCAUCCAGUUCGGUUCUGCUCACGUCUUCAAAUUCGUGGACCCGAUGUUUGACCAGGGAGGGAAGAGAGAACCGGCCAUACCGAGGAGCAGACACAAGUCUGGCAGCGUACCAGAAACCACCUUCGACCUUCACGGAGACGUCCACAGUGGAGGAGCCCUGCCUACCAGCAAGAGCUCAGGAAAGCUGGACAUGGAGAGAGGAAUGGUCAAACCCAUGAUCAGAGGAGAGCAGCAGGACAGCAGGUCUCAGGAUGUUUCAGCCGACAGAACAGAGCUGACUCUUCCAGCCAGCAUAGAGUUCAGAGACAACUCUGAAGACACCUUCCUCUCUGCCAUCAUCAACUACACCAACAGCUCCACAGUUCACUUCAAACUCUCGCCCACGUACGUCCUGUACAUGGCCUGCCGCUACGUCCUGUCGCCCACGUACCGGCUCGACAUGUCGCCGUCAGAGAGGACGCACAAGGUCAUCGCCAUCGUCAACAAGAUGGUGAGCAUGAUGGAAGGAGUCAUCCAGAAGCAGAAGAACAUUGCGGGAGCACUGGCUUUCUGGAUGGCCAAUGCCUCCGAGCUACUCAAUUUCAUCAAACAGGACCGAGACCUGAGUCGCAUCACGCUGGACGCCCAGGACAUCCUCGCCCAUCUGGUCCAGAUGGCCUUCAAGUACCUGGUCCACUGUCUCCAGGCCGAUCUGAACAACUACAUGCCUGCCUUCCUCGAUGACCCCGAGGAGCAUAAUCCACAGAGACCAAAGAUCGAGGACGUCCUGCACACACUGACGGGGGCGAUGUCAUUACUGCGGCGGUGUCGGGUCAACGCCGCUCUCACCAUCCAGCUUUUCUCGCAGCUCUUCCACUUCAUCAACAUGUGGCUGUUCAACAAGCUGGUGACAGAUACCGGCUCAGGGCUGUGCUGUCACUACUGGGGCGCCAUCCUCCGGCAGCAGCUGAGCCACAUCGAGGCCUGGGCUGAGAAGCAGGGUCUGGAGCUCGCUGCUGACUGCCACCUCAGCCGAAUCGUGCAGGCCACCACCCUGCUGACCAUGGAUAAAUACUCCAUGCAGGAUGUGCAGACCAUCAAUAACACUUGCUUCAAGCUCAACUCCCUGCAGCUUCACGCCCUGAUGACCAACUACCACUGUGCCCCCGAUGAGCCGUAUAUCCCGCCUGAGCUGAUAGACCACGUGGUGGCAGUGGCGGAAAACACAGCAGAUGAGCUGGCGAGGAGUGACGGCAGAGAGGUUCAGCUCGAGGAGGAUCCAGACCUCCAGCUGCCCUUUCUCCUUCCUGAGGACGGCUACUCCUGCGACGUGGUGCGCAGCCUCCCCAAUGGCCUGCAGGACUUCCUGGAGCCUCUCCUGCAAAGAGGUUUUUGUAGGUUAACGCCACAUCCACGUUCGCCUGGCACCUGGACCGUCCACUUCGAAGGAGCUGACUGCGACAGUCACUUCUCUGCUGCCGACAACUCUGAAAUGCCAAUGAGGAAAGAGCCGGAGGUUGUCACAGUAACCCUGAAGAAGCACAACGGCAUGGGCCUCAGCAUCGUGGCCGCCAAGGGUGCUGGUCAGGAGAAGCUGGGCAUCUACAUCAAGUCUGUUGUCAAAGGCGGAGCAGCUGAUAUGGAUGGUCGUUUGGCGGCAGGUGACCAGUUGUUGAGUGUUGAUGGGCGGAGUCUAGUCGGCCUUUCGCAAGAAAGGGCGGCAGAGCUGAUGACGAGGACGGGCUCAGUCGUCACUCUGGAGGUCGCCAAGCAGGGAGCCAUUUACCACGGACUGGCCACGCUCCUCAACCAGCCGAGCCCAAUGAUGCCAAGAGCGUCAGACCGAGGCCGUGAGAAGAACGGGAAAAUGCGACCAAAGAGUGAAGGCUUCGAGCUGUACAACAGCUCAGUGCAGAACGGCUCUCCGGAGAGCCCGCAGCCCGGCUGGGACUCUUACCCCGAACCAAAGAAGAUGAGCGGAGAAGACCGGCUCCUCAAGAACCGAGCCGACCAUCGCUCCAGCCCCAACGUAGCCAAUCAGGGCCAGAGUCCUGCAAACAAAUCAGUGUACCCCGGAGGACCUGGCACCAAGAUCACCUCUGUCUCCACCGGGAACCUGUGUGCAGACGAUGAGCCCUCCCCUCCCCGUCCAGAGGCCUACCCCAUCCCAACUCAGACAUAUCCCAGGGAGUACUUCACCAUCCCAGCCUCCAAGAGCCAGGAUCGGGUGGUGGGACCAGGGCAGCAGGGGCCCCCACCACACUGGCAGGGUAUGGAGGACAGAGAUCGCCUCCCCAUGGGUGAUAACAUCCACAACAACAGCAUGCAGCGGAUUAAUCACUCUCAGGAGGACUUGUAUCCGCCACCAGGAAGCAUGAGGCCAGAUGAGCGAAUGCAGCCACACUACCAGCACCGCGACCUGGACUACCCACACAGAGAUCUCGAAUACCAGAGAGGUCCACCUGGAGGGCCCGACCACUGGGCUCCACAGCCACAGGUGUCCUCCUCUCUGGAGUCAUCAACAUCAAGCCAGGAGCAUCUCAACUUCUCCGCGUCCUCCUCUUCUUCGAACAAGACCCAGAACCAGAAGACCGGCCCGGGCCGAUGGAAGACACCCAACGCCCCUCACGCCGUGCCGCCGCAUUCGGCACAGCCGCCAUCUCGGUCUGACCCCCCUCCUCCUCCUCCACCUCCAGCAGCUUACCCCGAACCCUACGACCCACAGUCGGACCUACCGCUUCCGCCACCUCCAGCUGCUAUCAACCCAGUAACGGCUCAGCAAGCUGCUGACCGCAAGAAGAGAGAGGAGCAGCAGCGCUGGUAUGAGAAGGAGAAGGCUCGGCUUGAGGAAGAGAGGGAGAGGAAGAGGAGGGAGCAGGAGAGAAAGUUGGGUCAGAUCCGGGCCAACCCUGUCAUGCCCGUCCAGCCUCACAACGGAGGAGCCAUGCCUCCUCCUCACCACCAGCCCCCUGUGGCCUCCAUGGCUCCACCCCAGCCUUACCACCCCCCACAGCCUCAGCCUCCUCCACCCAGACCAGAGAAGCUGGCCAGUCUGCCGCGGUCUGCUGUACCUCCUCCUGCUAGUGCCUCCAACCCUGCUGGCAUGGACACAGUGAUCAGGGAGCUGCUUCCACAGCAGCAGCCGCGAACCAUCGAGAGGCGAGACCUGCAGUACAUCACCAUCAGCAAGGAGGAGCUGACGUCCAGCGACAGUCUGUCUCCAGAUCCUUGGAAGAGAGAUGCCCGAGAGAAAGCCGAGAAACAGCAGCAGCUUCACAUCGUGGAUCUGCUGGACAAGGAAAUCCAGGAGCUGCAGGCAAAGCCGGAGCGAACAGCGGAAGAAAACGACCGCCUCAGGAAGUUGAUGCUGGAGUGGCAGUUCCAGAAACGACUGCAGGAGUCCAAGCAGAGCGACGACGAGGAGGACGAGGAGGAUGAUGAAGAUGUGGACACCGUGAUGAUCAUGCAGAGGCUGGAGGCCGAGAAAAGAGCCAGGCAGCAGACUGCUGUCCCAGCUAUCUCUGUUCUAGACUUGUUGCAGGACGAGGAGCGGCGGCGUAAGCAGCAGCUGGAGGAGAUUCGUAAGCGGGAGGCAGAGGAGCGGGCGAAGCAGGAGGAGGAGAGGAGGUGGAGGGAGGAGGAGAGAGCCAAGCGAGAGGCCGAGGAGAAGAGGAGACAGGAGGAGGAGUACUACGCUCGCCUGGAGGCCGAGCGGCGCCGGCAGCACGAGGAGGCGGAGAGAAAGCUGCUGACGCCUGAUGAGCCGGCCGGUCUGUAUCGGCCCCCGCUUCCACGGGAUUACCAACCCCCCGCCCCCAAAACCCUACUACAACCCCCGCCCCCACCACAGAGAAACACCUCCUACCUCAAAACCCAGGUCACCUCCCCCGACACGCUCUACACCGCCAAGUUUGUCACCUACACGGGCGAUGACGAAGACGAGGAGGAAGCCACCAAAGCAGGGAGUGGCGGCGGCCAAUCAGGUCAGGUGAAGCUGUCGGCGACCCGGAAGUCGUACGGCGACCUCCCGGCCACCGCCUCGCCUAAUCACAGCAGGCCUCAGCCGCCGCCCACUGCGCGCAAGCCCCGCCCUCUUUCUGACGGCAUCUUCCUGUCUGGCUCGUUCCAGCCGCCAGUCAACAACUCCAACAGUACAGCCCCCCCCUUCCUGCCAAACCGAGCUCCAUGCCCCCAGGAGGCUAUAAAGCAGGAUUUAACUCGUACACUGGAAACUCAUCAGGAGUUGUAGGAACAGGAGAAGUCUACAAGGACCCGAGAGACAAAUGGACGAGGAGCAGUCAAGAGCAGGAGAACUCGAUCCCCAGCGAUGCUCCGGAGAGUCUGACCUUCAAGGAGCGCCAGCGCCUCUUCUCUCAGGGGAAGGAGGUUUCCAACAAGGUCAAGGCUUCUCGCAAA
Molecule: messenger RNA, 6005 nt
Organism: Oreochromis niloticus (Nile tilapia)
Lineage: Eukaryota; Metazoa; Chordata; Actinopteri; Cichliformes; Cichlidae
Gene: afdna
Product: afadin, adherens junction formation factor a
Biological process (GO): regulation of protein localization; signal transduction
Cellular component (GO): adherens junction
Molecular function (GO): cell adhesion molecule binding
Source: RefSeq, a predicted model, not a curated record